Ziziphus jujuba (common jujube) is the source of this 2405-nucleotide messenger RNA. RefSeq names its product peroxisomal fatty acid beta-oxidation multifunctional protein AIM1. Gene Ontology annotation, cellular component: peroxisome. NCBI's taxonomy places the organism in Eukaryota, Viridiplantae, Streptophyta, Magnoliopsida, Rosales, Rhamnaceae. Bases 114 to 2282 code for a protein of 722 amino acids. Gene Ontology annotation, biological process: fatty acid beta-oxidation. The transcript has 18 exons. The record is from RefSeq and is a predicted model, not a curated record. Gene Ontology annotation, molecular function: NAD+ binding; (3S)-3-hydroxyacyl-CoA dehydrogenase (NAD+) activity.
ACUUCAAUGCCAAAACAAGCCCAACGUACCGGGACGACCUCAGAAAACACAGUGUGCUUCUGUAUUUUCUUCUUCUUCUUCUUCAUCGCUGCGAAUCACGAGGUAUUUUUGCCAUGGCAGAGGUUAAGAUGGAAAUUGGAAAUGACGGCGUUGCGGUGAUUACUAUAUCUAAUCCCCCAGUCAACGCCUUAGCUAUUCCGAUUAUAGCCGGGUUGAAGGAGAAGUUCGAUGAGGCUAAUAGAAGGAAUGAUGUGAAAGCUAUUGUUUUGACCGGCAAAGGAGGAAAAUUUUCUGGUGGUUUUGAUAUUAAUGUUUUCGAGAAAGUUCACAAGACUGGGGAUAUUUCGCUUUUGCCUGAUGUAUCUGUUGAUCUUGUGGUCAACACAAUCGAAGACUCAAGGAAGCCUAUUGUUGCAGCCGUAGAAGGGCUUGCACUUGGAGGUGGCUUAGAAUUAGCAAUGGGAUGUCAUGCCCGCAUUGCUGCCCCCAAGACUCAACUUGGCUUGCCAGAGCUUACACUUGGAAUUAUUCCAGGAUUUGGAGGCACACAACGUCUUCCAAGGCUGGUAGGGUUGUCAAAGGCUGUUGAAAUGAUGCUGUUAUCCAAACCAAUCUUGUCUGAAGAAGGGAAGAAGCUUGGCCUUAUUGAUGCCAUUGUUUCUUCUGAGGAUUUGGUGAAAGUAUCUCAGUUGUGGGCUAUAGGCAUUGUAGAGGGGCGCAAACCAUGGAUACGCUCCCUGCACAGGACGGACAAGCUUGGUUCCCUGUCUGAAGCUCGUGAGAUAUUGAAAGUUGCAAGACAACAAGCCAGGAAAACUGCUCCUAAUAUGCCUCAACACCAAGUAUGCCUUGAUGUGAUUGAGGAAGGUGUAAUUCAUGGGGGAUAUAGUGGAGUUCUAAAGGAGGCGAGGGAUAUGAAGCAUUUGGUUUUAUCAGAUACUGCGAAAGGUCUUGUUCAUAUAUUUUUUUCUCAACGUGCAACAUCAAAGGUGCCAAAUGUUACUAAUGUUGGGCUAAAACCAAGGCCUAUAAAGAAAGUUGCUGUUAUUGGAGGAGGUCUGAUGGGUUCUGGCAUAGCUACAGCUCUUCUGCUGAGUAAUAUUUAUGUUGUUCUCAAGGAAAUCAAUUCUGAGUAUCUUCAGAAGGGCAUAAAAACUAUACAAGCAAAUGUUCAAGGCUUGGUUUCAAAAGGGAAGCUCCCCAGGGCUAAUGCAGACAAGGUCCUCUCAAUGCUUAAAGGUGUUUUGGACUACUCAGACUUUAAAGAUGUUGAUAUGGUCAUAGAGGCUGUAAUUGAAAGCAUUCCUCUUAAGCAAAAAAUAUUUAGUGAAAUUGAGAAAAUCUGUCCAUCUCACUGCAUUUUGGCAACAAAUACAUCUACCAUUGACCUCAAUAUAAUUGGAGAAAAAACCACCUCUGAGGACCGCAUUGUGGGGGCACAUUUUUUCAGUCCUGCUCAUGUGAUGCCUCUUCUGGAAAUUGUGAGGACAGAAAAGACUUCAGCACAAGUAAUUCUUGAUCUUAUGACAGUUGGAAAAGCCAUAAAGAAGGUUCCUGUUGUGGUUGGAAACUGCACUGGCUUCGCAGUCAAUCGAACUUUCUUCCCGUAUUCACAAGGUGCUCUUCUUUUAGCCAGUUUAGGUGUGGAUGUUUUCAGAAUUGACAAGGUGAUCACCAAUUUCGGCCUCCCUCUGGGACCAUUCCAGCUUCAGGACUUGGCAGGAUAUGGUGUAUUUCUUGCGACUGCAAAAGAAUUUGUUAAUGCAUUUCCAGAUCGUACGUUUAAGUCACCAUUGAUUGAGCUCUUAGUGAAAAGUGGAAGAAACGGUAAAAACAAUGGAAAAGGAUUUUACCUUUAUCAAAGGGGGAGCCGGCCAAAACCUGAUCCAACAGUUCUACCAAUUGUUGAGGAGUCUAGACAGCUUACCAAUAUUAUGCCUGGUGGAAAGCCUAUAUCUGUUACAGACCAAGAGAUUCUUGAGAUGGUACUAUUCCCUGUGGUUAAUGAAGCAUGCCGUGUUUUGGAUGAUGGUGUAGUUGUCCGAGCAUCAGACCUCGACGUUGCAUCUGUUCUUGGGAUGAGUUUCCCAGCUUAUCGGGGAGGUAUUGUUCAUUGGGCAGAUAUGGUUGGGCCAAAGCACGUGUAUGCAAGUCUCAAGAAAUGGUCCCAAGCAUUUGGUAACUUUUACAAACCAUCAAAGUAUUUGGAAGAAAGAGCAACCAAAGGCGUACCUCUGAGUGCCCCUGCGGUGUCAUCCACAGCGUCAAGGUCACGGCUCUAAGCAAUAUACACAUACGAAUUCAUACUGUUUUUUUUUUUCCAGUCUUGCGGAUGUUCGAAAUAAUAAAAUUUUCUAUUAGCUCAUAAUAUAAUUCUAAAUGCAAUAACAAUUUGCUUUUUUCGA